Molecule: messenger RNA, 2095 nt
Organism: Dromaius novaehollandiae (emu)
Lineage: Eukaryota; Metazoa; Chordata; Aves; Casuariiformes; Dromaiidae
Gene: TMUB2
Product: transmembrane and ubiquitin like domain containing 2
Exons: 5
Coding region: 353-1252 (299 amino acids)
Molecular function (GO): protein binding
Source: RefSeq, a predicted model, not a curated record
GUCAUCAGCGAGCGCCCGCGUCCCGCCCAGUGGGCGGGGCAAGGGCAGCCGUGACGCGCGGCGCGCGCCCGUGCCCCCGCCCUCGCCCGCCCCCCCCCCGCAGCUGCGGGCCCGGCGGGGCUGUGACGUGGCGCUUCCGGCGCGCGGCGGCGGCGGGACACGGGAGGAGCGGAGCGAGCGCCUGGGCGCAGCGUGGCAACGAUGGCAGGGCACUGAGCGGCUUUGCUUCCCCAGGGAGCCUCUGGCAUCAGCGCCGGAGCCGGAGCAAGACGUUGUACUCCUAAUUGGCACGUAGGAAGAGAUACGAUCUCCUUCUGCAGCGUGAAGCGGAGCUCCAGCGAGAAGCCCGGAGAUGGAGCCCCCCGACGCCACCAUCAUCAGAGGCGUGGGGGACGAGGUGACGGUGGCGGCCGGCGUCGUGGUGCUGGCGCUGGCUCUGGUCUUGGCCUGGCUGUCCACGUACGUCGCCGACAGCAGCAACCAGCUCUUGGGAACGAUCGUGGCCACGGGGGACGCGGCCGUGAUACGGCUCAGCCACGUCGAGCGGUACGUGGGCGCGGCGGGGGCGACCGAGCCCCCCGAACCCGCGAGGGUCCCCGAAACCGUGGAAGAGAAAGCAGAAGAGGAAGGGGGGGCCACGUCCGACUUGGGCCUGGCCCUGGAGCAGGGGGACGGCGGCAGCCCCUCCGACCCCAGCCUUGACCAGCUGCUGGACAUCCAGAGCUUGCCCAAAAGGACAGCGGGCAGCGAGCCCAGCGCGCGGGAGGGCCGCGGGCCGCCCGCCCCAGAGGACAGCGACCUGUGCGCCGGCUUCAUCAAGGUCCGGCUGAAGUUCCUCAACGACACGGAGGAGGUGGCCGUAGUGAGGCCCGAGGACACCGUGGGUGUCCUCAAGAGCAAAUAUUUCCCAGGCCAAGAGAGCCAGAUGAAGUUCAUCUAUCGCGGCCAACUCCUGCAGGACCAGGCACGGACGCUGCGCUCUCUCAACAUCACGGACAACUGCGUUAUCCACUGCCACCUCUCCCAGAGCGCCGCCGCCGCCCUGCCCGACCCCAUCGCCGCGCCCCCCGAAGCGAGCGGCGCGACCGCCAGCGCGGGCAGCCUGAUGAUCCCGGUGAUCAUGGUGAUGCUGGCCGUCAUCUGGUACUGCCGCAUCAACUACCGGCAGUUCUUCACCGCGCCGGCCACCGUCUCCCUGAUCGGGGUGACCGUUUUCUUCAGCUUCCUGGCGUUCGGGAUGUACGGCCAGUAGGAACGGCGGGAGGCGGGAGAGGGGGCUCGGGGAGGCGAGGCAGCCUCUCUCCCCGCGGGCCCUUUGGGGACACAGCCCUCGCGUCGGGGCUUUUCCCAACCGUGCCGUGACAAGCGAUGUUAGAGACCGGCAGCCGGGGCCGAGCGACCUCCCGCUCCCCAGGGACGAAGGGCAGCGAGUGGCCGGCGGGGCAGAAGCUCGGCUGGAGCUCGGCGCGUCCUGUCCUGCCUCGCUCUUGCUGCACGUGACUGUGUCCCCGUGGCGGCAGGAAGAGCCGGGCCGUGCUGCCUCCAGCCUCUCGGACUCACUUUCUUCCCCCCUCCCGGCCCAAGGCAUCCCCACGCGUGCAGGCACCGCUGCCGUGGGAGGGGAGGGAGGCUCCUUCCCGUGCUCCCGUCGCGCUUUCGGCUCCGAGGAGGAGCGCAGGGCAUGUGGAAACAAGCCGGUCUUGCUCGGCUGGAUGCGGUUGCUGCCCUUCGCUCCUCUCCCGGCGGACGCGGCGGCUCUGCACGCUCAGGCUCGCUUCCGCGGCACGUCGGCCGAGCCGGCACACUGCGCCCGGCGGUGGUCCCAUGCAGCCCUGCCUCUCGCACCGCCGCCGCUGCCACCGCCACGGCCUCGCACGCUCGCUCAGGACGGCAUCGCGCCCCGCACGCGCUUCUGGGCCAGCUUGCGCCUGUCCCCUUCUCCAGGGCAGGAUCGCGGCCGCUCGUUUAAUGGUGCAUCAAGUACAACCGCUGCUGCUGCCCCUGGAGACCAGGGGACUCGCUGGCCCCACACCAGAACAGGCUACAACUUCUCAAAGAGACUUUUUAAAGCAAAUAAAAGGUAACUUUAGCUGAG